Molecule: messenger RNA, 1130 nt
Organism: Sesamum indicum (sesame)
Lineage: Eukaryota; Viridiplantae; Streptophyta; Magnoliopsida; Lamiales; Pedaliaceae
Source: RefSeq, a predicted model, not a curated record
UACUGUUGAAAGUCCACUCUGCAGUCGGAGUCUGCUGCUUCUUUCUCUUCUCUGCAAUGGUAAUUCUUCCGGUGAAAUGUUGAGCGGAAGAAUAUGAGAGUUGUUCUUACGGGGAAGAGGAUCUUGAAUCGGGUCCCGUGUUGGGACGGGUUCAAACUCUGCCGAAACCGACCCUUUUGCUCAUCCACCCACAACAGCAAACCCGCCACCAGUGACAGCGGGGGCAGCAGCAACAAUGGGUCUUCUUCUAAUCCUUCAUUGAGUACUUACAGUGAGCAGUACAAAGCUCUGGACAAUCUUGAUUUCAUGACGGCCACGAAGAUUCUCUUCUCUGAAUCUCCCAAGAAGAAGAAAUUUGGGUUGGAUUUCCACCUGGUACAGCUAUUCUUUGCUUGCCUGCCAUCAUUGGCUGUGUAUCUCGUAGCUCAGUAUGCACGCAGUGAAAUGAGAAAAAUGGAUGCGGAAUUGGAGCGAAAGAAACAAGCUGAGUUUGAAGCACAAGCAAAAGAGCUGGAGCUGAAGGCUGCUGAAGAAAAAGCAGCAGCAGCAGCAUCUAAUCCAGAGCUUUUGGAGGUGAAAGGGAGACUAGAUAAGCUUGAAGUGACAGUUAAGGAAAUUGUUGUGGCCAAGAAGCAGGCGGACGAGGCUGUAAGAACAGGACAAGACGACAUUAUUGAGCAAAAACAAGCUGCUCAAGUUGAACCAGACAACAGUCAACAUGACUCAGUAGGCAAGAAUUCAAAGGAAAGAGGAACAGUCUCAAAUGAAGGAGAGACUGGUAGGCUUGGACCAGUUCCUCAUGCCUCACAGAGUAACCAAAAGGAGAAUACAAAAAGAGGGACAUUCGGGGAAGCAAAGAAAUGAGACUUGACCUAAUUUUACUCUGCAGAGUUUAUUUGUUGAACUUGCAAGCAUUUGGUGGCAAAGCUUUACCUUGACUCAAGUCGGCUGUUAAGAGUCUCACUAAGAUGCUAAUAUAUGAAUUAUAUUUCCUAGACAGAUUUAUGUUGUACAAUAUCAGGAAAAUGACUCGGUGGCUUAUAUAGCUGAGAAACUGAAGUAGCUAGUUUUUGACUGCUGCUUAGCUAGCUUCUUUAUUUGAUGGAAUCUGGACUCUCAGGAAUGGCCAA